AUGGCGGACUCAACUACAUCAGCUCCAAAGCCGAGUUCCAGCGUCAAGUUGGUUCUUCUUGGUGAGGCAGCUGUAGGAAAGUCUUCCCUUGUAUUGCGGUUCGUGAACAAUGACUUUCAGGAAAACAAGGAACCUACUAUUGGAGCUGCUUUCUUGACGCAAAAAUGUAAUUUACCAACCAGAACGAUCAAAUUCGAGAUAUGGGAUACCGCUGGACAAGAACGUUUCGCCUCUCUUGCUCCCAUGUACUAUCGAAAUGCUCAAUCCGCUCUCGUCGUUUAUGACAUCACGAAACCUACAUCACUGGCUAAAGCAAAGCACUGGGUAGCAGAGCUUCAAAGACAAGCGUCACCGGGUAUCGUCAUCGCACUUGUAGGCAACAAGCUUGAUUUGACGAAUGAAUCCGAUGAUUCCAGUAAUAACUUGGGAGAUGAAGAAUCAGCCGAAGGCGAAGAUUCAAGCGGAGAUGCGCGAAAGGUAUCAACUGCUGAGGCUAAAUCAUAUGCCGAGGAAGAGGGAUUAUUGUUCUUCGAGACCUCUGCCAAGCUUGGCACAAAUGUGACGGAGGUAUUCACGGCAAUCGCAAAUGCUAUCCCAGAGACAUCAUUGAAGGGAGCUAGAGGACCUGGAGGUACACAAGCGCCUUCAGCAAGAGGAGAAGAACAAUCUAGAGUCAAUUUGACAGGACCAAGGGAUAAUGCUUCGAAGGAGGGUUGUGCUUGUUAA
Botrytis porri is the source of this 726-nucleotide messenger RNA. RefSeq lists its product as uncharacterized. Gene Ontology annotation, molecular function: GTPase activity; GTP binding. The coding region runs from base 1 to 726 and encodes 241 amino acids. The transcript has 3 exons. The record is from RefSeq and is a predicted model, not a curated record. Lineage: Eukaryota; Fungi; Ascomycota; Leotiomycetes; Helotiales; Sclerotiniaceae.